AUACCACGCCCGUCCGGCCGCAUCAUCCCAGCCGUACUUCCUCACAAUUCAUAGCAUCUUCUUCAGUCUUCUUUGAGCGCUCCGCAUUUAAAGACAAUGUUCUCGCUCAUUUCCUUUGUCAAGAGAGUCCAAAAGGGCAGUAACCCUCCACAAGUUGAGAAAAAGUCGGACCCAAUUCAGUUUGGUAUCUUGGGGGCUGCCCGUAUCGCACCAGAUGCCCUCGUAAAGCCAGCACGGUACCAUGACGAUGUACGCGUAGUCGCCGUAGCUGCUAGGAGUAAACAGCGUGCGGACGAGUUCGGGAAAACCUGGAAUGUUCCAAGCACGUACGGCGGUGACAAUGGGUACCAAGAACUUAUCGACGACCCAGAGGUUCAUGUGGUUUACAAUGCUCUUCCUAAUGCUCUUCACUUCGAGUGGACAAUGAAAGCGCUAGCAGCAGGGAAACACGUGUUAUGUGAGAAGCCAAUAGCUAGCAACGAGGAAGAGACUCGCAAAAUGUUCGAGCUGGCAGAGUCAAAAAAGCUCAUACUACUCGAAGCUUGGCAAGUCAGAUUCCAUCCAGCCAUUCAAAGAGUAAAACAAAUCAUCGACGAAGGCUCACUCGGAAAAAUGGUCAGCAUGUCUUCAGACUUGGGUGUCUGGAACGACGUAUUCUUCGUCAAGAACGAUAUCCGGUUCGAUUACAGCCUUGGUGGUGGUGGUCUCAUGGAUAUGGGACCAUAUCCUAUUUCCUGCAUGCGAUAUCUGGCCUCUUCCAACCCUACCGUUGAUAGCGCAAAGACAAUCAUUCGCUCGGAGAAUAUCGACAGAUUAAUUGACGCCAAGCUCACCUUCCCUCCUUCUCUCCCAGCCACGAUCAAAACCGACUCCGCAAUGGAAGGCUGGGGCCCUUUCAAACUAUUCCCUCAAUGGAUAAAGAUGGUCCUUCGCGUCGACUGCGAAGAUGGCGCCAUAGAAAUCAGGAACUUUGUCUUACCACACGUCUGGCAUUCCAUCACUGUGAUUCCUAAGAAGGGUAAAUCGUGGGUAGAGAAGGCGUACAAGCCGAAGGAAGGUUUGGGAGAGGAAUGGUGGUCCGCAUACCGCUAUCAGUUGGAAGCGUUCGUUGAUAAAGUCAGGGGUCGUGAGCCCCAGGCAUGGCGGUCGGCGGAAGAUUCAAUCGACACUAUGAGAAUUAUUGAUACGAUGUAUACCAUAGUCCGGUCUUCCCCUUCGCCCUACCUCUGCAUAUACCCCUUAGUUAGUGUCUCUCGCGGAUAAUAUU
This is a messenger RNA of Serpula lacrymans var. lacrymans S7.9, 1267 nucleotides long. RefSeq lists its product as uncharacterized. The record is from RefSeq and is a predicted model, not a curated record. The transcript has 9 exons. Gene Ontology annotation, molecular function: nucleotide binding. The coding region runs from base 97 to 1263 and encodes 388 amino acids. Lineage: Eukaryota; Fungi; Basidiomycota; Agaricomycetes; Boletales; Serpulaceae.